Miscanthus lutarioriparius is the source of this 1728-nucleotide messenger RNA. NCBI's taxonomy places the organism in Eukaryota, Viridiplantae, Streptophyta, Magnoliopsida, Poales, Poaceae. The record is from the annotation of a GenBank genome assembly.
AUGUGGUUGCACACAUCACUUGUUUACUUUACAGAAGGUCAAGAUGACCCCGGAGAAAGUCAGAGUAAGCAUUUCCAUGAGCCCCCCUAUACUUCUGAUAGACUACUCACGCGCAUUAACAUUAAAUGGGGCAGCAGUGGUGCUGGCGUUGAAGCACCCUCAUCUAUGAAGAACCAUGACCCCAUUGACCUAGUCACACUUAUCAAUAUUAACCAAAGCAUGAGCUGGCCAGCAGCAUCGCAAACAGAGAUGUCAUCUAGGUUGGAUCUGCUGAAAAAUGCCAUGAAGUUCAUAAUAAGGCAGCUUGGUGAUGACGACCGCCUAGCCAUUGUAGCAUUCAACGAUCAGGUCAUCAAAGAGUAUACCACUGGCAUUUUAGAAAUAUCCGACAUUGGUCGGAUGGCUAUCGAGAAAAAGGUGGAUGGGCUUGUGGCUAAGGGUGACACUGCUUUUAAACCAAGCUUGGAGCAUGCUGUGAAGCUCCUGGACGACCGAGCGGAUAAGAAGCGUGCAGGCUUCAUCGUUCUAAUUUCGGAUGGUCUAGACAGCCAGUUCAAAUGGGGCGAUGAUAGUAUCGCCCCCACGGAUCCCAUCCGAGGCCUCCUCCGAAAGUACCCAGUCCACACCUUCGGUUUGGGCAAGGCUCACGACCCAAAGGCACUGCACUACAUUUCUAACAUAUCCUACGGAAUCUAUUCCUCCAUCACCGACAACCUCAACAGCAAGAUCAUAGAGGCACUCGCCAUCUGCUUAGCUGGGUUCAAGACCGUAGUAGCUGUCGACGCCUGCGUUGACAUCCGGCCAGGCGGUUUGCUGAUAACAAGGAUCGACUCUGGGGGUUACAAUACAACUUUGAAUGGGAUUGCUGCUAGUGUCACGUACAAGGAAGCGCCGGGCAGGCAGUCGACCGCCACUGACUCUUGCUCAGUGUCACUCCCAGUUCACGUGACCGAUACUGCAACUGCUCCUGCAAAUCCCUGCCCACCCUACCCCUUGGUCCUGCAGCAGAUGGUCCGGUUCAAGGUGCUAGACUUUCUUAUAAGCGUUCUGAAGGAAUUCCAGGUCUUGAAGGAGGAGGCUGCAGGUGCUGUCCAUGGGAAGGAAGGAGAUGACCCGGUCUUGCAGGCCAUCGCAGCGAGCUUGCUGGAGAGGAAGUGGAAGGAGUUCAAGCAGUCCGAUGAAUCCUGGAAAGAAGCCCCGAGGAACUUCCUUGACCUGGGAGGCAUCGACAAGGACAUCAACGCCAUGGUGGGUAUCCUGAAGCAGGGCUUGGGUGUUGGAUGCAUCUACUCAUGGCUAUCGAGCUAUCAGAUGCAGCGCGCGACAACUACAGGCUUGCCAGGAGCUCACAUGGUUGCAACCGGCCAAUUCCGCACGCCAGCGAUGGACGCAAUGGUGCAGGAGGCCCAUAGGCAGCUGGCCAAGGAAGCAUCCGCCCAAGAUGCGGGGACGUCAAUUGUCUGCAAGCGCGCCGCCGAGCUUCUGGACGGGGUCAACAAACGAUUCGACCUCUGGUGCAAGCUGGACCAUGACUUGCCGCGCACUAACCAACCGCCAUCGCACCAGGAAGAAGGCCAUGAGUCCCGCGACAUCACCGCCGUCCUACGUGGGGACAUCAACCGAGCGAGGCAGCAUGACAUAUACCUGGCUGCCGAUGACGCGAUCAAGCAAUGGCGCAGCUUCCUCGCAUCCGUGGAGAAGACGCAUGGCCAUGGGCCGGACAAGUAG